ACCAAUGUACAAAGAAUACCAAUGAGUGGAAUACAAACCAAGAAGUUCAGAUAUAUGACCAAGUGCAGUGUUUUUGGUUAUGCUAUGUGCAGUAGAUACAGGUUGGUUUACGUGAAUGCAUUUCGUGAAUUGGUAACGACUCAGUACGCUGUAAGACCUGGCUGCUGUAAAGGCUACGUUCAAGAUGGUACUAUGUGUCUGGAGGCGCCACCAACGACAAUGCCUCCUCAGACGUCCACGAGAAGCCCGACGACAGUCAGAACACAAACAGUGAGGGCGCCUUUCGGCGAUGUGUCUCCCAGAGGAUCUUCGGGUGGCUACCCUAUCAAGGAAGGCUCUGGAGUGUCUAAGGGCCAGUCUGGUCAUCGCGAUGAGGUACUCAUAGAUCAGGAAGGAGGCUACUUUGAGGUGAAUCCUGAUUACAAGGGGCCGGCUGUGGAUCGAGUGUUGCCUCUGAUUGCGUCUGGUGUUGCAGGGGUCAUUACCCUGACCGCUGUAGUAGCCUUCGUGCUGAUUUUCAUCAGUAGGAGGAAAAGGAAGCGCAACAAGGUCCAACCUGGAUUUCAUGACUCUGUUCGGUUCCGAACUAACCACCAGCCGAAGGAUACGACUAAGCUCGAGAUGAAGAGAAUGUCAACAGAGAAAUCAUCAGCACACGCCUUAGCGCUUGCUGUCACUAAUCCAAACCCCAAGGCAUCCAAUAAAUUCAAGAGAUUGUCUCGAAAAGAUGGACCUUAUGUGGAAAUAUCGGAUAUUCCGGGAACACCGUUCGCGAGAGUCACCUCAAAGACGGAAGAGACGAUACGAUCGGAUCUACAAAACAACCAAGUACACGCUGCUUUCAUCAACAACAGAAGAAGUUUGAACGAAUCCCAACGAAAACAGAGAAGUCCCGUGAAGCGUGGUGGCUCAAUGAAGAUUGUUCCCCAAUACGCCGUGGUCAACAAGCUAAGAAAACCUGACACCGACUGCGAAGAGCUGUUGGACGCCAAGAAUAGCCCUAAAAAUAACAACGACGCAGAGGACAACCUCCAUGGAGCUUACCACGCCUUUACCCUUGAACAUCAAGUUACUGGAGAUUCAGCCCCGCUGUAUGCAGAUCCCAAUCAGAAACAACAGAACAAGUCAAGAACGUGGGCUUGUCGCGUUGGUUCAAGUCUGAAGGAGAAUCGUGUCAAAGGUGUGGGUACGCUCACACCAGGGAACGUCUUAGCUCUGGUGAAGCAGAGCAAUCUUCGAGAAACAUCCAAACUCUUUACGAGCUGCGGCGAUGGGGUCGGGAACCGCCGCCUCUCGUCGGGUUAUACAAACAAAGAUGAUGAUUCAGAAAACUCGAGUGGAUACAGCUCACUCCGUCACAGCAUUGAGGGGGAACCGGACAUGUACGGGAAGUUGAACCAUGCUACCAGUGUAAAACCCUCAAGUCCGCCCGAUACCAAGGGUCAGACAGCUGCGUUAGAAGCAGCAGACGUCAAUGACUACGAUAAACUCAGACGAGGUCCCAAGUCGAGAACUCUGGGGUUGAAAUGGGCAACAUCAGGGCAUUACGAGACCUUAGACGUUGAUGAAACAUGAUGCUGACGUCUUUAAACUUUUCUAUAAUGAAAGACACGUACAUAUUAAGUAAAACGUAGGACGACGUCCUACGGCUGAUCUUUUGCAAUAACUGAAACACUAGCCAGAGAAACCGGAAAAGGACCUGAUGGCAACUUCCAAGGACUAACACGGCAUAAUAUCGGUGGAAACCGUAAAUGAUACGUAUGUAUCCAUGUACUGUCAUAUCUGCUGGUUGUUGCACCGCUAACUAAAAAGUAACAGUGAUACCUUAUAGCGGUAUUGUGGCUCGGUUGAUAAGUAUCCGGACUGUAAACCACAAGGUACGGUGUUGAAAUCCCUCUGGGGCACCCGCGUCCUUUGGCAAUGCGUUUUAUUCACAUUUCCCACUCUCCACCCAGGUAUAGCAAACGUGUACCAGGUACGAGGCAUUUCCUCGAAUAAACGAACGCCCGAUAACAUGGAUGAUGUUUGCCACGCUAAAGCCGGGGUAAUGUUAUGCUGCGCUUAGAAAAAAGCGUAUCUAGUGAUGUGUAAGCAUAAUUCGGUCACUUUGUUAAUCAUUAUAAAUGGUGAUUCAUUGUGCCUAUCCACACUUUCAUAAUAGAUAGAUAAAAGAUGUUAGUCAGAACCCGUGACCAUGAUGUUGCACACUAAAUUAGACAUUUGUUAUGAUUUCGGUCAGCGGGUUUAACCUUCCCAACAUGACUCGGGAUUUAUUUGUUUUUAUUUGUGGAGACUAAUCUGAGCUGAAAUAGUUGAGGUAAACUUUCAUACUCUCCCUUUCCCCUUUCUCCCAGUAAUAGUUAAAGGGUUGGAGUCAGGAAACUUAUUUGCUCAUCUAUAAAAUAUUUUAACAUAUUUGUACUUUUAAUGUACGUAAAUGUUUAUGAUGUGGCUUAAAGGUAAUAUUACAUAUUGAACACAGUAAAAAUGUUUUCCAAAACUUCAUGUAGUAAGAUUUACUUUUAGGCUUACGUGGGAUUUUUAUAGAUGAAAUUUUGAAAAUGAAAUUCAUUAUACUUUGUAGUUUCUGUUCAAGGAUUUUUUUUAGAAAUGUAUAUAACAGAUGAUACUUUUGUACUUUCCACUUGUAAAUAUUGAUGGAAGAACUUAUCUAACUUGUCUGCCGUAUUCACUUUUCACAUUGAAAUGAUACAACCUCCGUUGAAAAAAUUUUUACAACUACGAUGUGAUAUACUAGUAAUGUAUGAGGGAAAACCCCUAUAAAUUACUGCAGGAUGUGAACUAAAAACAUCGAGUCACGAUAUCAUGUGCCUAUUGUCUAUAAACAAUGACUGGUGUCUUUAAAAAAUGAAAGUGAAACUCCAUAAUACACAAAAGAAACCCAUCAUAUCUCCAUCAACAAUCUUCAUUGUAAUUCCCAACAUGCCCAAUGAUUAUAGAUAUAUUUUGUGAAAAAAAAUGACCGAUUUAACUCUUCGUGUGUAACGUGUGCAAAAUUGGACAUACAAAGAUUCACUGAACAAUCGUAAUACUUAGCUCCCUCUUUACUGAAUAAAAAAGGUUAUUUGUGUAAGUACCAGGUACGAAAUAAUUACAUGUAUAACUCAUGCAAUAGUAUUAAUCAAUCAGUAAAUAAAAAACAACAAUUUUUCUCAAUCAUUCUGAUUUUUUAUCAGCUUAAUUUGAGGAUCGAGAACUAAGUUGAGGAUAGGAAUUAUAUUUAUCAACAAGCAUUUAAAUGAAAUUCUUGUCAUUUUUUCUCCAAAUUUGAUUUGAGUUAUGAAAAUUUACCCCACUAUAACGAAUCAUUUAGGAUAAGAAGUCAUCAGUUAUUUGUGUAACGUAUAAAAUUGACAUCAUCUUUAUCAUCUGUCACAUCUCAAACUAUUAUCCUAUAACGCUCCCUAGCUACGUGUCAUUUGACCAGUUAGUAUUGUGACAUGACGUUUUCUGAAUACAUCUAUAGCAUCUUUAAUCGGCAUGUGCAAUAGAAAAUUCAUUAUUACAGUAUUGAAAUUUUUGGUGAUAAAUUGGACUGAUUGUACACGGGGCUGCGACUUUCUAUAUCAAUAACCAAAAAUAACUCUUGGGAUACUAUAAAUAUGAAUACAUGUUCAAUUUUUAUUGUUAUAUCUUGUAUGGUACAUAAAUCGAUCUAGUAAUGAAUGCUAACACUAUUAAUGAAGGGGCUGUCACUCGUGGUGUGCGUUUCAUAAAGUUGCUCGUAAGUUACGAGCGAAUUUACAAACGACUGGUGAUCCUUUUUUGUGGUAAGUGAUGGACACCAUAUUUCCAUUGGUGUGGUUUUCGUUCCUAAGAAAGGAUACCAGUCGUUCGUAAAGUCACGCGUAGCUUACGAACACCUUUAUGAAACUCCCACCUGGACGUUUUAGCCAGCGUGUGACGACGUAUUGUACGUAUGGUCAGCCCUUUUCUCUUUCUUUCACAUUUGUUGAUAUCAAGCUUUAAAUUCUACAUAACUGAUAAUAUUAAUAAUUAAUUUCUUUUUGAAGAAUAAUUUUCAUUGUUAAUAAAAAAAGCAAUUCUUAAUACCAAGAAAUGAGAGUUCAAGGAUCAUUUUUAAUUCAAAGGAUUGUAAGUAGAUCCAUACCGUCUGUGAAUAUAGAGACCAGUCGAAUAUUAUAUUUAAAUAUAAAGCAAAACGAUUUGAAAUUGAAUAUUUCGAGAUCUUAGAGUUAAUCCUUAAAAUUAGAAAUGAAUUUACAGCCAGAUUUACAAUCUGGAUUUAUUUAAAAUCCUUGAAAUUUAGAGUGAUAGCUUGACAUAACCUACUCAUGUCGACAAAAACUAAAUGUAUAGAUAUUCCUGACGUACUGAUUGUGAAAAAGGGAGGCUAGUGGCGACCUAAUCUUUUUCGAAAAUACCAAUAUGGCAAUUAUCCACUUCUCAUCAUAGUAUUUCAACGUAAGUUAUAGCCAUACCCAUGGAUUAUUAUUGCUUUGACGGUUGUAUAAAUGCAAUAUUAUGUAUAUUAUUCGCUUUGAAUGUCGUAAUUAUUUUAUAUGAAAUAAAAAUUUAUACAUCUACUG
This is a messenger RNA of Lytechinus pictus (painted urchin), 4571 nucleotides long. RefSeq lists its product as uncharacterized. NCBI's taxonomy places the organism in Eukaryota, Metazoa, Echinodermata, Echinoidea, Temnopleuroida, Toxopneustidae. The coding region runs from base 22 to 1575 and encodes 517 amino acids. Gene Ontology annotation, molecular function: protein binding. The record is from RefSeq and is a predicted model, not a curated record. The transcript is spliced from 5 exons.